Molecule: messenger RNA, 822 nt
Organism: Prunus mume (Japanese apricot)
Lineage: Eukaryota; Viridiplantae; Streptophyta; Magnoliopsida; Rosales; Rosaceae
Source: RefSeq, a predicted model, not a curated record
AUGAUGCUAAACAAUCGGAUUCAUAGCAUAUCGAGACUUCAGUCUGCUUUAGCAAAGGCAGAGGAGUAUCUUUCUAAGUUUCCUCCAACUACACCAUAUUCUGAAUUUCAGUUUGACUUGCAAGGCAUGGGGUUUGAGAGAGGGUGGGGUGACACAGCACAGCGGGUGUCAGAGAUGGUGCAUCUGCUCUUGGAAAUUCUUCAGGCUCCUGAUCCCUCUACCCUGGAAACUUUUCUUGGGAGGAUUCCUAUGGUGUUCAAUGUUGUCAUUGUGUCUCCACAUGGCUACUUUGGCCAAGCAAAUGUCUUGGGUUUGCCUGAUACAGGCGGGCAGGUUGUUUAUAUACUGGAUCAAGUGCGCGCCCUGGAGAAUGAGAUGCUUCUUAGAAUACAAAAUCAAGGACUGGGUGUGAUACCAAAGAUUCUGAUUGUUACCCGACUAAUACCUGAUGCAAAAGGGACAACAUGCAACCAAAGAUUGGAAAGAGUCAGUAGUACAGAACACACACACAUCUUACGGGUACCUUUCAGGACUGAGAAUCGAAUUCUGCGGAAAUGGCUUUCAAGGUUUGAUGUGUGGCCUUACUUGGAGACCUUCGCAGAGGAUGCCUCGAAUGAAAUUGCAGCUGUGUUGCAAGGUGUUCCAGAUCUGAUCAUUGGAAACUACAGUGAUGGAAAUCUUGUUGCAACUCUGUUAUCUUAUAAACUAGGAAUUACACAGUGCAAUAUUGCUCAUGCAUUGGAGAAAACAAAGCACCCAGAUUCUGAUAUAUAUUGGAAAAAACACGAGGACAAGUACCAUUUUUCUAGUCAAUUCACUGCU